This is a messenger RNA of Necator americanus (New World hookworm), 549 nucleotides long. RefSeq lists its product as uncharacterized. The transcript has a single exon. NCBI's taxonomy places the organism in Eukaryota, Metazoa, Nematoda, Chromadorea, Rhabditida, Ancylostomatidae. The record is from RefSeq and is a predicted model, not a curated record. Bases 1 to 549 code for a protein of 182 amino acids.
AUGGACAACAUCGACGACGAAUAUGAUAGGCUUGUAGAACACCUUCACGACUGUAGGAGGAAUGCGAAGAGUUCGAAAACCACCAAGAGGUGCCUCUCUCCGGAACCUCUAGCAUUGAUUCGUCAGCGUGGAGCUGCACGAGCUGCAGGCAACCAUGAACUCAAAUCCAAGCUCGCUCGAGCAGAGAUGUUCGCUAAAGUUGCUGAGACGGGACAGAGUGUUCGCUACACCCGUUGGAACUUCGCAAAUCGUAAAGCAAAAAUGACUGCUCUCCGGACCCAAAUGGAACAACUACACCAUCUGUUCGACAGCCAGGAAAAUGGGCAUGUCCUGCCAGAGGUCCUCCAUCGCGAAGUCCGACAUGCCAUCAUAUCGGUGAAAAAUCGCACUUCACUCGGUCCCGACAGAAUCAAACCUGAACAUCCGAAGUACUUACCACCAGUCCUCAUCAACACACUUGCGAGGCUCUUCACUCUAAAUCUGUUACCAUGCAAAGUUCAGUGGAAUGGAAAACCAGCCAGACCGUGCAGGGUUUUUAAAAGGGAUUAG